This is a messenger RNA of Caenorhabditis remanei, 237 nucleotides long. RefSeq lists its product as uncharacterized. Lineage: Eukaryota; Metazoa; Nematoda; Chromadorea; Rhabditida; Rhabditidae. Bases 1 to 237 code for a protein of 78 amino acids. The record is from RefSeq and is a predicted model, not a curated record. The transcript is spliced from 2 exons.
AUGUUUCCGGUAACUGGUCAACCACCACAAUCACCUGUGGAGAAUCUUAUCGAACGGCUCAAGGAGGACGCCAUUGGCAUUGAUGGAUUCAGAGGUGCUCCGGAAGAGUUUGAAUACCUUAUCCACAGUCUUGAGGAGAAGAAAAUGACCGAUUUUAUGAUUAAAAAGUUGGAGAAUAAAGUUUUGGGACUGCAAGAGGAGCUGGAUCGGGAGAGACACUUGCAUGAGAAGACGUGA